AUGAUUGAUACCCUUGCUAAACCAGUUUUCACAAUAUUUGAAAAUAGCAUAAGAACAGGAACUCUACCAAACGCUUGGAAGACAGCAAACAUCACAGCAAUUUUCAAAAAGGGAGACAAAAAGUAUGCUGGCAACUACAGGCCAGUCAGUUUAACCAUUAUUGAAGUUACGAGAAGACACAACAACAAGGGAGAUGCCAAGAAGCUGUUCAAGCAUAGACCUACACUUGGCAUUAGAAAAUUCACUUUCGGUCACAGAGUGGUCGACAUAUGGAACUAUCUACUAGAAAGUGUCAUCAGUGCAAAGACAGCGUUAACAUAUGAAGUACGACUUGACAAAUACUGGCAUACACAAGAUAAACUGUAUGACUUUGCAUCGGACAUUGCAACCUGA
Mercenaria mercenaria is the source of this 393-nucleotide messenger RNA. RefSeq lists its product as uncharacterized. The coding region runs from base 1 to 393 and encodes 130 amino acids. Lineage: Eukaryota; Metazoa; Mollusca; Bivalvia; Venerida; Veneridae. The transcript has 2 exons. The record is from RefSeq and is a predicted model, not a curated record.